AUGGACUUGGCAUGCAUUCUUCGGUACUCUCGGAUCAAAAUCUACGACACAUGGACUUGGCAUGCAUUCUUUGGCACUCCCAGAUCAAACAAUGAUAUCAACGUUCUUUGGUCUUCUCCUAUGUUCGAUGAUGUUGUGAAUGGAUGGGCACUAGAAUUUCAGUACAAGGUAAAUGGUAAUAGGUAUGAGCUAGGUUACUACCUAAUUGAUGGUAUUUAUCCUAGUUGGUCUACCUUUAUCAAAAGUUUUUCUCAUCCCGAUAGUGCAAAGAAGAAAUUAUUUUCGCAGAGGCAAAAGUCUUACAGGAAAGAUGUGGAGAGAACGUUCGGGACUCGAUGGGCCAUUGUUAGAGGGCCUGCACAAUUUUGGCAAACCAAAGACCUCCAUUCAAUCAUAAUGACGUGCAUAAUUUUGCACAAUAUGAUUGUGGAAGAUGAGUACAGCAAAAUUGAAGAAGAUUCAGACGAAGAUGUGGAUGAUGACCAACCAACACAUGCGAGAGCUAUUGUAAGAGAUGUUGAAUAUCUCGCUCCAACCACAUAUGAGACCCAACAGGAUAGGGUCACCCUGAGUGAGUAUAUGAGACCUUUAAAUCGAAUUCAAGCUCCUCAAGGUCAUGACACACUCUGCAAGGAUUUGGUUGAGCAUGUAUGGCACCGAGAAGGUGAACAUUGA
Molecule: messenger RNA, 675 nt
Organism: Malus domestica (apple)
Lineage: Eukaryota; Viridiplantae; Streptophyta; Magnoliopsida; Rosales; Rosaceae
Source: RefSeq, a predicted model, not a curated record